AUGGGUGCUCUGGUGAAUGGGCUGCAUGUGCAAUGGCGGCAGCCGCCGGCCGAGAGCGCCACCGGUCCGGCGGCCGUGUGCCGGGCAGUUGGCAAUGCCGCGGCCUGGUCCGGCCGGCGGUGUGGACGGCGCGCAUGGGCCCGCGAGAAUCGGCGCAUCCGCGAGGAGGGGGCUGUGCCCGGGCCGGGGCGCCUUGGGCCCGUGUGCCGGCCGGUGCGUGUGCAGUACGGCCCGCUGGCCGGCAUCGACCAGGCAGCCACCAUGACCCCCGACGCCAGCAGGCAGGGCAGCAGGACGCCGGCGGCACCGCCGGCCCUGCUGCUGAGCCUGGGGCCGCUGCUGUUGCUGGCGGCCCUGCUCGGCGGGGGGGCGGCCCCCGCGCGGGGGCAGGCCCCCACGUCGGAUGUCUUCCUGCACGCCACCUGGCAUGCGGGGUUCAGGCCGGAGUCGUUCGGGCCGGCGGUCACCCUGCCCGGGGCGCCGUCCUACCUGGUGGACAACUACCUGCAGAAUGGCAACAUGUACGUGCAGAAUACCUCGCUGAAGGAGGUGGAGGAGGUCCGCUUCGGCGGGCACUUCACGCGGUAUUGGGGCUUCGCCCCGCGGACGACCAUCCCGGCCGGGGUGACCCCCCGGUGGAUGGGGCUGGCGCUGGCCGGGCACGACCGCCCGGUGGGGGUCCUGCACUCGGACCAGUGGGCCGUGCUCUUCACCGAGAGGGACCAGCGACACUUCCCGGUGAAGCCGGUGAGCCUGCUGGCCGGCCGGGCGGUGGCCGCCAACCGGGUGGACCUGCUGGGGCUGGUGGAGCCGCCGGCCGGGCCGCGGGAGGUCCACCUGUGGGAGCUGACCGAGGCCAGCCUGCUGCGGGUGCCCUUCGGCGUGCCGGUGGCCGGGGGCGAGUCGGCCCACGCGUGCCCCGGGCCCGGCCGGGCAUUCUACCUGUCGGUGGGGCAGACCCUGCAGCAUGUGAGCCAUGCGGGGGUGGCCGGCGGCCCGGCCAGCGUCCAGGCCAUCCCCCUGCCGGCGGGUAUGGGGGCCAUCCGGCAGCUGGCCGUCACGCGGCUGGUGGCCGAUGCCGGCCACUGCCCCGGGGCCGGGGAUGUGGUGCUCCUGCUGGACAGCGACCAGGUGCAUGUGAUCCCGUGUGCGGGGGCCGCGGCGCCGGCCGCCGGGCUGCCCUUCACGGCGUCGCUGCCGGCCGCGGCGUCGGCCGCCACCGGGCGCCUGGUCGUCCCGCCGGAGGCCGCGGCCCUGGACCAGGCGUAUGGCUUCCUGUACUUCCUGCAGCCGGGCCCGGGCCCGGCCGGGGCGCCGAUGCAGCUGUGGCGGGCCGGGGUCCAGGCCGGCGGGCUUGCCUGGCGGCGGCUGGUCCUGCCCCCCGGGCACGCGGCGCCCGGGCACCUGCAGCUGGUUCGCCUGCGGCUGAACCGGGCCCAGGACCAGGUCGGCGAGUGGGCCCUCAUGGCCGACAAGGACCUGCUGCUGGAGUCCGAGCGCUUUGGCUGCGACACCGAUGGCAGCAUCGUGUGUGACGGCCCGGCCGGGGUGACCGGCUCCGCGCGGGGGUGGGCCUGCGCCCCGGGCCGGGUGCUGUCGCCGUUCGUGGCCCCGGGGCAACUGUGCGCCGACUGCGCCGAAGAGCACUACCUCGACCGGCCGGAAGCCGAGCCGCCCUUCUCCGCGCCCGGCCACACGUGCCGGCCCUGCGCCGACAGCAUGUGCCAAGUGUGCGAUGCCCAUGAUUGCCUGGUGUGCAAGGGGGCGCUGCUGCUGCAGCCGACCGGCCCGGGCGGCGGCAUGGCCUGCGUGGGGGCCUGCUCCGGGGGCUUCACCCGGCAGGGGGGUGUCUGCCUGCCGGCGGCCACGCGCCUGGACGUGGCCCACAUGGCGGCCGCCGGGGGGGAGGUCCUGCCGGGGCCGGUGUCGGCGGCCGAGGUGACCGGCAUCGGGGCCACCCGGCUCGGGGUGGACCCGGCCACCGGGCUGCCGGUCAUCCCGCCGGUGGGCACCGAGCCGCGGAAUGUCCUGCUCUUUGCCGGGGCCGGGGCCGACCCGGUGGUCAUGCGGCUGGAGGACAUCGGCCGGCCGGGGAAGCCGGCCCCGGUGCCGGUGCGGCUCUUCACCGCGACCCCCGGGCCGCAGGUGCUGGCCAUGACGGAGCUCGGGCCGAUGCUGGACUCGGCCGGCCAGCUGGUCAUGGGGAUCGUGGUCAUGCAGGAGUCCGGCUGGGUGAUGGUCACCUGGCUGUCGUGCCAGCCGCCGGCCCCGGGGGAGGGGUGCACCGUGGCCGGGCCCGGGACGCCGGGCUUCUUCACGUCGCACAUGCUGCCGCUGGCCCAGCGCCUGGGCGAGCGCCACUUCAUGCUGAUGGACGACUACCUGAUGACGUCGAUUAUUCAGGCGGACCCGGACGCCCGGACGCUGGACUACAAUUGGCACCAGGCGUCGGAUGUGCUGCCGGUGCCCGGCGAGUGGGUGGUGCAGGUGCUGGGCAAGAACCAUGUCGGGGUCGGGCCCUUGGACUUGGUGGCCCGGGAUGACCCGCGGUGGUGGUGGACCGCCGGCGGGGAGGCCCUGCUGCCGGCGGCCAGCUGGCCGGACGACCAGUACCGGGCGGUUCUCCUCCCCCGGGGCCCGGAGGGGGCCCCCGGCCCGGGGCCGGAGCUGGUCCUGGUGGAGGACACCGCGGCCCAUGCGUGGGAUGUCGUCCGGAUGCCGGGGAGCCUGGCGCCGGUGGCCGGCACCCGGACGCACGGCGGGCGGACCGUGCGACAGAGGCUCGGCAUGCUGCCGGACCGGCCGCGGCUGGGGGCCGAGGAUGCGCCGGACGCGCGGGUCUUCGGGGUCCGGCUGGCCGGCGGGUCGGCCGAGUACCCGAGCGCCCUGGUGCUGCUGUCGCGCAAGUAUGUGGCCGUGUCGGUGCUGUGGUGCCGGCCUGGCGGCCGGGCCGCGGCGUGCGUCCUGCUGCCGGCGGUCCGGGCCGACCUGCCGGUGGAGCUCCGACUCCCGAGCACCGGGCCCCUGUGGGCGGAGCCGGUGGUCCACACGCCGGCCGGCCCGUCGGCCCAUGCCCCGGGGCUGCUGGUCAGUGUGCUGACCUACGCCAAGACCAUGGGGCCGGUGUAUGUGCGGCUGCGGGCCACCUGCCCGCCGGGCACCGUCGGCCUGGGGUGCCGGGCGUGCGACGCCGGGUGCGCCGAGUGCUGGGCCCCGGCCGACCCGGCGGCCUGCACGGCCUGCCCGCCGGGGCACUUCCUGGCGGCCGAGGGGGGCACCUGCGCGGGCACCUGCGCGGCCGGCACCAUGCCCGGGUCCGGGCCCGACGCCGGGGCAUGUGUGCCCUGCCCGCCGGGGACCGCCGGCCCGGGCUGCCAGCCAUGCCACCCGACGUGCAUGCUGUGCUCGGCCCCGGGGGAUCCGGCGGCCUGCACCGGCUGCCCGCCCGGCCGGCUGAUGACCCCCGGGGGCGCUUGCAUGGAGCUGUGCACCGGCGGCACCAUGCCCGGGUUCGGAGCCAGCGAGGGCAGCUGCGUGCCCUGCCCGGCCAGCUGCCUCGCCUAGGCCGGCGACCGGAUCGCCCCCGGCGUGCUGCCGGGGCGGAGAGGGCAUGUGUGCAUAGGCCGCCGCCUGAGACGAGGCCGCGCUGGAGCGAGGGAGAGAGAGAGAGAGAGAGAGCGAGAACCGUGGGUGCCUUUUGGCUGGCUGUGACCGGGGCGCCGCGGGCCGCCGGAAAGGAUGCCGAUCCAGCGGGCCCGUGCCCCACGCCAGGGGGAUAUGUGGCCACAGGCGGUAGCAUGCUGUGGCCGAGCUCGGCGUGUGGUGGCGGCGUGCGGGGGGCAUUUCCCGCGCACACGGUGCGCAGCGGGCACCCCCAGCCAGCCGACGGCCCCCUGCCCGAGAGCGAGAGUGCGCCGCCCGCCGCGCCGGGCCCUGUGGAGUGGCAAUAAAACAGGGCGCAAAAAAAGCG
Molecule: messenger RNA, 3970 nt
Organism: Fonticula alba
Lineage: Eukaryota; Rotosphaerida; Fonticulaceae
Exons: 3
Coding region: 1-3564 (1187 amino acids)
Source: RefSeq, a predicted model, not a curated record